AUGAUCUCACUAAUGGCUGGCCCACUAUACAAGUCGGUGCGAAUAAAUACAUGGGGUACGUCCAGCCGAGCCACAAGGCGCUUUGGUGAACGUGCCCUUUCACAUUUUCCUCGCUCAAAGGCACCUUCUGUUUCAGCACCUUGGACAGCAGGUGUGCGCAGGCGCGCACUGGGCGGGGCCGCGCCGUGGGCUAUGAUUGACAUGCUCAGCGACCAAUGGAGUAGGAGGGACGGCCGGGGGCUGGCCAAUGGGAGGCUGGAGGGGGGGCGGGCCAGCCAGUUUGGUUCAUUCGAACCGCGGCUGCUGGGUUGUUCCAAGCAGAGAAAGCAGGAGAGAGCCCGGGCGCCAGGUAUCUCCAUCCAGAGAGGGCUGGUCAAUCUGGGUCAACUCAACUCACACCAGGGGCUGGAGAGGAGGGGUCCGGCUUUAGUUGGGGAACUUUUCCCGGCAGUGGCAUGGUCCCUGCAGGAAGCCACUUGCGUUCAGCUGGAGCAGGAGGUGAUGGAUGGAACCGGGACCAAUGCUACAGCUGCAAGGAUCCCCAACUCAAGCAUGAUGCUGGGACCACGGAACUCCAGUGUUUUGGAGGAUGAAGUCUCCGGGAACGGCUCCCCGGCUCUGAGAAUCAGCAUCUCCAUCACCUACUCCAUCGUGUGUGCCAUUGGCUUGGUGGGCAACCUGCUGGUUUUCUUCCUGAUGAGGGCGAAGCAAGGGCGCAACAACUGCACCAUCAACUUCUUCGUCCUCAACCUGGCGGUGACCGACUUCCAGUUCGUGCUGACCUUGCCGUUCUGGGCGGUGGACACGGCUCUGGACUUCAGCUGGCCCUUCGGCGACGCCAUGUGCAAGAUCAUCCUGUCGGUCACCGUGAUGAACAUGUACGCCAGCGUCUUCUUCCUCACCGCCAUGGCCAUGGCCCGUUACUGGUCGGUGGCCUCGGCUCUCAGAUCCCGGAAGAGCCGGCUGCGAUGCUCGGUCAGAUGGGUCAGCCUGCUGCUUUGGCUGGCGGCCAGUAUGGCCACUCUGCCCACCGCCUUGUUUGCCAGCACCAGCUCCCUGAACGGCGAGAAGCUGUGCCUGCUGAAUUUUCCUGACGAUGGCCAGUAUUGGCUUGCCCUGUACCACAUCCAGAAGAUCACGCUGGCGUUUGUCCUGCCCAUGAUCACGCUGACAGUCUGUUAUCUUCUCCUCCUCCGAAUCCUGGCUCAGCACCACAUCAGCACCAACAACCCGAAGAGAAAGUCCCGAGUCACCAGGUCCAUCACCGUGCUGCUGCUGGUUUUCUUUCUGUGCUGGCUUCCCAACCACGUUAUUACCCUCUGGGGGGUCCUGGUUAAACUCAACGCGGUGCCUUGGGACAAAACCUACUACACCUUACACGCCUAUGUGUUCCCAGUCACUGUCUGCUUGGCGCACACCAACAGUUGCCUGAACCCGGUGCUGUAUUGCUUACUGAGGAGAGAUUUCCGCCAGUCCAUGAGGGAGAUAUUCUGGAAGAUAUCUUCACCCGGCCUGAGACACGCCUGCGCCAUCCGACCUCACUCGGGCCCUUUCAAAGCCGAGCUACCGGUGGGAAUCCCUCUGAACACCAGGGAUGGAGAGCGUUGUCAGUCAGCCUCCCAGUGUACCAAGCCCUGUGUCCAGGUGUAA
This is a messenger RNA of Hemiscyllium ocellatum (epaulette shark), 1650 nucleotides long. RefSeq names its product relaxin family peptide receptor 3.3a3 (gene rxfp3.3a3). The coding region runs from base 1 to 1650 and encodes 549 amino acids. The record is from RefSeq and is a predicted model, not a curated record. Gene Ontology annotation, biological process: G protein-coupled receptor signaling pathway; immune response. Gene Ontology annotation, molecular function: G protein-coupled receptor activity. The transcript has a single exon. Gene Ontology annotation, cellular component: membrane. NCBI's taxonomy places the organism in Eukaryota, Metazoa, Chordata, Chondrichthyes, Orectolobiformes, Hemiscylliidae.